Cylindrotheca closterium is the source of this 1602-nucleotide messenger RNA. The record is from the annotation of a GenBank genome assembly. Lineage: Eukaryota; Bacillariophyta; Bacillariophyceae; Bacillariales; Bacillariaceae.
AUGCUAUCCAGGGCAUCGAUGAGCAUUGCGAGGGCUAUGAGGAAGAGGGUUCACCCACCAGCCUUUCGCGCACUAUCCACAGUUGAAACCUUUGGAAAAGAGCAAAACUUUACAUGGUCGUCCGCUGCGAUGGCUGGAGCUGCAAGUCUCUUUCUUGCGACGGGCGCUUUAUCCGCUGUGCCGGUAUCUACUGAAUGCGAACAAGAAGAAUCAAGCUUGCCUGUCUUCGGUAGCAGCUCUGACCCAUUGGCGGGCAGUGAAAGCAAAGAAGGACUCGAUGAAAUUGAGAAAUUGUAUAUAGAACGAGUGCCGUACAAGAGAGAUCGCGAAGAAAUCAGUGAUACUUCUUCUGCAUUCAGCAGAGGGGUCCGAGCAUUCGAGAACUCUUUUGAAUCUGCUUAUGCUGCUAAAGAAGAAAGCGAGGACCCCUUUGGAGGAACCUCUGUUCCUACUCCCGGCAUCAUCUCUACUUCCUCACCAGCCGUUCAAGAAACUGUCACGACGAACAAGAUGUAUUUCUACCGAACUCCACAAAUCAAAUCUAGAAUAGCAAGGAAAUUCAUGCUCUUUACCGCUCCGUCUUCGGAGGAAUUGGGCGGGGACGUUGCGCAUCUACUGGGAAUGGACCUCAACAAGGUUGAGGUUGGCAAAUUUACGGAUGGGGAAACUAGGGUUGAAGCUGGGGAAAGUGUCAGAGGCAAAUACGUUUUCAUCGUUUGCACAACCUCGAGUAAUGAUGCCCUUAUGGAGCUUCUGCUUAUGAUUUCUGCCUUCCGCAAGGCCCAAGCCAAACAUAUCACUGCUGUUAUUCCUUAUUAUGGAUACAGUAGGCAGGAUCGAAAAGUGAAGCGAGAACCCAUUGCUGCAGCUGAUAUUGCCAUACUUUUGCAAAAUAUGGGAGUCGAUAGACUCAUGUGCAUGGACCUUCACAACGAUUCGCUUUGUGGCUUUUUCUCACCGUCAACUCCAGUGGAUCAUUUACUCCCGAUUCCAGUGGCCGCUGCUUACUUCCAUGAAGAGUUGGCCAGUGUGCCAACACCAGAAGACUGGAAACCAGAGUCUGAGGAUGACGAAUACUACCCCAACAUUACCGUUGUGGCUUCACACGAGGGACAAGUAGGCCGCGCUGCUCAUUUCCGUGAUGUCCUCCAGCGUUUGAGUGGAAAGAAGAUUGAACUCGCUUUCAUUUCAAAGAAUAGGCAAAAGCGUGGUGAAAAAUACUAUACUCCACAUGUUGUCGGAAAAAUAGAAGGGCAAAGGUGCAUUAUGGUGGAUGAUAUCGUGAACACAGGAAAGACUCUUAUUUCAAAUGUGGAUGAACUGCACAAGGCAGGGGCUGCAACAAUUCAUGCAUGGGCUUCCCAUGGGGUUUUCGGACCCAGGUCACUGUCAGACGCUCCUCAACGGAUUGCAGAGAUAGAACACUUGGACUAUCUCCUCAUCUCCAAUUCCGUUGCAAACGAUUCAAUUCUCCCACCCAAGAUUCGGCAACUAAAUGUUGCACCCUUCCUGGCCGAAGCCAUUGCUAGAGCAUUGCACAAUCAAUCAAUAAAUGAAAUCCUAAACUUAGAUGAAGAAAGUGACAGGAGAUAUGACGGGUAA